CCUCUAUCCAUCCAUCCACCUAUCCGUCUAUCCAUCCCUCUAUCUAUCCAUCUAUCCAUUCAUCUAUCCUUAUAUCCAUCCAUCCGUCUAUCCAUCUAUCCAUCCAUCUAUCCAUCCAUCCAUCCAUCUAUCCAUCCAUCCAUCCACCUAUCCAUCCAUCCGUCCAUCCAUCUAUCCAUCCAUCUAUCCAGCAGCACUCACUCCUCUACACAGAGUGCACGAGCGCGCUUGCUUUCUUGCUUGUUGCUAGGAAACCGUUUUAACUCAAUACACAGAAGGUAGAUAGACAUCAGCUGGAACCAAACGGCCAUUUCACAUAAACUAACCCGACAGCUUUCCGACCUCACUGUCACCCCACAAUAAACUGAAAUAACAGACUGAUUACGCUUACAGUCAUUAAUCAUCAUCCCGUGUCUGAGCUAGGACUUAACCGGAUCUUGUGCCAUGCCUGACAUUGAAGUGCUAAAACGUCCUUCAAGAGAAAGCGGAGACUGUUUGCAAGGUAAGAUAUUAGAUCGAGGGGAACUGCAGAGAGUGUACUCCGGCCAAACAUGCGCGCUAACGAACACUCCAACACCAUGCGUGGGUAAAGCAAUGUGCCACAUCCAGGAACUAACGGACAAACUGGACCACUGGGCCCGACAGGCAGCUACUAAACAGCUUGAUAUUUCUGAAGGAAGAACUAAAAACGCCGACAUCUCAAGGUUUGAUUCGUCCCUUUUGAAGACUCACCCCGAGCUGCGUAUUGAAGGCGUGGGGCUUUGUUAUGAAAACGAAACGUCGUACCCCUUCUGGAAGGGGACAGGUGGUGUUCUGCUGGAAGUGGUGUCACUUAUCAAGCGCCUGGAGUCAGAUCGGCAAGAGGCCAAGGAGGCGCUGCAAGAGGAACGACAUAAAGCACAGCGCCUGAGAAGAAAACAGGACAGUCUCUCUCUAUGGAAACAACAAGAGUUUCCCGUAGCGGUGCAGCUAGAAUACGACGCUUGCACCAGAGACAUCGCCGAGCUGAGGUGGCAUCUUCGCGUAAACGGCGAUCGAACGCGGCAAGUCCGAAACACCCUGAAGCAGGCCGAGACGCAGAAUCAUCGACUGCUCGAGAAGAUCGAGUUUGUAAAGACCCAGGGCCCGCUCCUCAAAGAGAAGAUGCACUUGGAACACAGGAACACGAAGCGGAUAGAAUCGGCUCGGACGGAGGCUAGCAAGGUUCUCGCAGAGUUGUCCCAUGAGCUGAGAGAUUCCCAGCAGGAGUUGGAGAAUGAUGAACUUCAGAUAAAUAACGAAAGGGGCGCCAUAAGACAGACACUCGAAGACGUCCACGCUCAGCUUCAAGAGCGGAUCACCGAACUCCAGCAGCUUCGGUCUUCCUGGGAUGACUCGUGUGCCAGAAUCCGCGAGACUGAGGAGAAGGUCGUGUUUAACGAUAAACAGGUUGACGCCAUGCUCCAGCAGAUCCCCGUUCUAGAAACACAAGAGACCGAAAUGAGCUAUGCCGUCAAGCAACUAAAAGCAGAGCUACAAAGUCAUGAAAGAAAACUGGCGGAAAAACGAGAUGACUUUACAAGCUUUCUGAAGCAGAUCCAAGCAACUAGGCAUGAAGGAGAAGCAAAUGUCUGCGAGUCUGAGCAGGUCUUCAGCAGGAAGCGUCAGGAGCUCCUGCGCCUGCGUGAUAAAAAUAAAGAACACGAAAUAGAAGCCGAGGACUACAAUAAGAAGAUCCGUCAAAGCAAGCAGGCAGUGCAGCAACUGCAAAAGAACCAAAAGCAGAUACAAGAGAAGAUCAGUCAAAAUGAGGAACAGAGGGAUCAGGCCAAGGGUGAGCUGGCACUGCACACCGCCCACCACACUAACGCCAAGGCUCGGCUGCAGGACCUGAAGCAGCAGACACUCGUGCAGGAGCAGAGAAUGAGGAAAGAGACCGAAACAUUGAAGAUGCAGCUGAUGAGUGAGAUGACGCUGUUAGCAGUCCUCAAGGGUAACAUCGCGUCAAUCAAAAAGGAAUAUAAAGUGAUAGAAGCCGAUUGUGAGCGAGAGAAAGAUGAGGUAGCGAAAGAGCACGAAGAAGCCUCGAUUGCAGUCGCCCAACUGGAGACAGAGCUGGUUAAACUACGAGAAACACACACAGCCAAAUCUAAAAAAAUCGAGGACUUGAAAAGGAAACUGAGCGACGUCCUGACUGCACACAAAACCCUGUCUGAUGACCUUGAGCAGCAGAAGCGUGCCUGUCUCGACCGUCUGCAUUCAUCUAAAGAAGCCCGUACGGCAGUCCUGGUGAGACGUGAACAGGUUUCCAGAAGGCUCGAUGAGCUCAGGCUAAAGUGUGAAGAAUACAGAACGGAAUCGGUGGUGAUGGAGGACACGGUUACUGCCAUUCCGCAAGUCCUGGAAGAACUACAGAGUGAAUCUGACAUGGUGGAGUAUAAGCACAACCUGAUCAGCACCGUGAUGUCCAGCCUGCAGAGCGACACGGUGGCCUGCAGAAACAGGACCGACCUUUCAAAUGAGGCUCACUCGACCCUCCUUUCCCAACGGCAGGCUGUGAUGCAAGACCUGAAGGCUAAUUUGAGGAAAGCUCUAAAAGAGAACGCCGAGCUGGCGCAGGAAUACGGGGAGCUGCAGAACGCCGUGAUGGUUGCCAAGCGAGAAGCCGUGCUCGCGUCGAGUGAGAAAAACAGAGCCGAGGCCUCGUUUCACGAUCACACCCAGCUUUCAUUGUUGCAGAGGAGGAUGCACAAAGCCAUGCUGAAAUACUUCAAACACCGCAGCGUCUACAGCCAAGCAGAGCUGGCCCGCUUCCAGGCCCUCUCCAACCAGAACAAGCAGAAAAUGAAAGCCCUCCAGGAGGACUUGUCCAGAGCAAUCCAGCGCGUCUCGGCCUUCCUGACGGACGCCGGCCACGACGCCACGGCGGACAAACAGGGGCGCGUGGACCUCGAUGGACUUAACCGGCCGAUGCCUACGGUGCAGAUAGCAGAGUAAUUGGACGCUCACCUUUGUGCCAGACGACUCACUUAAAACCCUCUCGGAGCGUGCUUCACUCUCUCCACCCUCGCUGCUCCUCACAGCCCAAUCCAUAACAAUGAAACAGGUGACUUUCAUGCUGCUGUCAGGAAUGAUCUAAUUUUAGCUGGGUGAAUGAUUGCAAUUGGCUUUGCCUCAUCAGAUAAUUAAUCUAUGUCACCAUUAAUUGGAAAAGAGAAUAAUUACAGGGCUGUGUUGACAGAAAUUCUACGCUUCUCCACAUUCCCGGAUCUAAUUACACCUACUAAAACCCUCCUGACCUUAUCCCCGUGGUUAGUAUACCUGCGUAGUCUUAACCGGCGCACGGCCGAAGUAUACGCUUCCUGCCUCACCCUGAAUCUCUCUCUCUCUCUCUCUCUCUCUUUCUCUCUCUCACUCUUUUUGUUGUUUAUUCCCCUUUUUUUUUCCCUGUCUCCCCCCCGAACGUCUUCCCGCCCGCAGAACUGUCUCUCUCAAUCACUUUUCAAUAUUCAAUCUUAAUUUUGUGGAAGUUUAGCAUUUUCAAUGAGCUGGAGAUGAAUGAUUAAUGAAUAAAUUUAAAUGCUUCAUUUUGUCCAUGGAUCAUUAGUCAAGUCCUUUGUGGGAAGGACCUGCGAAAAAAAAAAAAAAAAAAAAAAAAAGAGUGAGAGAGAGAGAGAGAGAGAGAAAAGGAAAAUUAUUGAGACAUUAGCCUGAAGCGAUCCAGGGGUAAAUAGUAUGCACAGAAGGAUGUUGUGUGAGCACUACCCACUGGCGUUCCUCAGAACCCCAUGAAAACACUCGUGUUCCUAUUUUCUCUCAUCACAUGACUGACGCGCGCCAGUGACGAAUUCAUUUCGGGAUGCGUUUCUCGUUUCGGUUCUGCCGUGAACUCCUAUAUAUUUAUAUAUAAUAACGUGCAUUAUUACAGCAGGUUUGGUGCCUUUUGGAUUCUCCAGCGCUGUAACAGAUAAGAAAAACAGAAACUACUUCAGGAAUUGAACUGGAUUUCUCACUGUAAACGAUUAUGUAAGGAAAUGAAUCAACAAUGGCGUCAUGUGGCGCAACCCGAGGAGAAGCGGACUCGCUGUUACCACUGUGAAGUUAUAAGAAUAGUUGUUUUCCUAUUACAGCAUGUCCUGACGUGUUAUAUUCCUUUCAUAACACAGCAAUUUCCUAAUAAUAGUAAUAUAUAUUUUUAUUCAUUAAAGAACACUGUCAUUUUUAUACAUUUCUAGUUACACGUAAGGUUUAAAACAGUCCCUGGCCCUAUCCUGAAGACAUCCCGGGUCAGAAAAUGUCAAAUUAGAAAUUAGAAAGCGCCGACACUGUAGACUCCUUCCACGUCCAUGACAACUUGACUUCGCAUGGAAUCGUUACUGCAGAAACGAUGGCGUCCGUAUAACCCAGCGAUCUGCAUUACAGCCAAACCUUCCGACCAAUCAGAAGCGAGAAUGCAACACCGCAGUGCUAUAAUAGCUAAACCGACUUCCUGGAUUCCUGACAGCCGUAUAUGAAGCUAUGCGUGCGUCAGUGACGCUCCGUUGCAUCGCCGGCUGUCAGAACGCAAGGCUCUCUGAAAUCUCGCUCCGGAGAGUUGUUAAUGAAACAAUCAAGCCAAAGCACAGGCCACUGAUGAGUAAUACAACACGCAGCCGUGUAUCCGUGGUACCGUACGUGCGACGGUUCGACCGACAGGAUCUCGGGACCGCAUCGCGUCGGAACAACGCUCCUUGCGUUUUACUCUUUAAGCUUUUCGUUACGGCGUCUCCGUUUUUUUUGUGUGUGUUUUUUUUUGUUGUUGUGCAGCGAGAGCUGGCGUUCCCUCUCUGGAUGUGCCAGGGUCACGUUUUUUUUUGAAGGAUGGAAUGUCUCUCUGCUAUCUCUUCCAGUUUGGGCAGCCAUAUUUUAAAUUAGCACACUUCCCAAACACAUUCAUCUGCGCCCUCUAUCCUGCUAAUCAAUCCUGCGAAAUAAAUGGCACCGAACCUGGAACGUCAUAGUGUCAUUAAUUUCUCUGGAAACAUGCAUCAAAUGCAUCUGUCGCCGUUCCCGCGCCGCUCUGACGUUCCACAGACGCACGGUUAUGCACACACGUGCGCUUUAUGAAACGCACGACGCAGUCUUAGUAUUCGAUAGUGCGUUACAGGUCAACAGCGUCAUAUAGCAUUCGUAGACACGGUGAGCUGGGCGCUACAGGAAAUAUUCGUAUUCAUGUUUCCUGAGAAAACGCAAAAUUGUGCGCAGACUAAAAUUCCUCCUGUUUCUGCGAUAUUAAGUCGUUUCAGAACAGGAGGAGGUUUUUGGAUACAGUUAGCAGAGUGACACCAGAAGUCAGAGGUAAUGGCCUUUUUAAGAGAUAUCAUAUUUAGUUAACACCUUUGUGCCUUGGUGGAUUAAUGCCCCUGUUUACACCUGUGAAUCUGAUAUUGAUAC
Messenger RNA from Ictalurus furcatus (blue catfish), 5412 nucleotides. RefSeq names its product coiled-coil domain-containing protein 178. Bases 445 to 2976 code for a protein of 843 amino acids. The transcript is spliced from 20 exons. The record is from RefSeq and is a predicted model, not a curated record. NCBI's taxonomy places the organism in Eukaryota, Metazoa, Chordata, Actinopteri, Siluriformes, Ictaluridae.